AUGAUGUUUCCGAACGCAAAUGAUGACGUUGCCCAGCUAUGAAACUUCCGUUUCCUUUUCUGUUGUGCUGUGGCUGUCGUACGUUGCUGAGUCCUUAAACUAAGGUAUCCCUACACAGUUCAAGAUGGGUAGGGAGGACAAAGCAACAUGGAAGUCGAAUUACUUCACUAAACUUGUUCAACUGUUAGAUGAUUAUCCGAAGUGCUUCAUUGUGGGUGCGGAUAAUGUUGGCUCAAAGCAGAUGCAACAAAUUCGUAUGUCACUGCGUGGAAACGCAGUUGUACUGAUGGGUAAAAAUACCAUGAUGAGAAAAGCGAUUCGUGGUCAUAUAGAACGUAACGCAGCAUUGGAGAAAUUACUGCCUCACAUUCGUGGUAAUGUUGGGUUUGUCUUCACCCGAGGUGAUUUGAUUGAAGUAAGGGACAAAUUGCUGGAAAAUAAAGUACGUGCUCCAGCCAGAGCAGGAGCCAUUGCACCUUUAAGCGUCAUCAUCCCUGCGCAAAAUACAGGGCUUGGUCCCGAAAAGACUUCUUUUUUCCAAGCUUUGAGUAUACCGACUAAGAUCUCUAAGGGUACUAUUGAAAUUAUAAAUGACGUUCACAUCCUCAAACCUGGUGACAAGGUGGGAGCUUCCGAAGCCACGCUUUUGAACAUGUUGAACAUUUCUCCGUUUUCCUAUGGAUUAUUGGUCGAACAGGUGUAUGAUUCCGGUACUAUUUUUGCGCCUGAAAUUUUGGACAUCAAACCUGAAGAUCUACGUGAAAAAUUCAUGGCUGGAGUCGCAAAUUUAGCUUCAGUUUGCUUGGCAAUUGGUUAUCCUACUGUCGCUAGCGCGCCACAUAGUAUUGCAAACGGCUUCAAAAACUUGCUGGCUGUCGCUGCUGUCACUGACGUUGAAUUCGCAGAAGCUGCCACUAUUAAGGAAUAUAUCAAGGAUCCAAGCAAGUUUGCUGCUGCUGCUGCUGUAGCAACUCCAGCAGCCACAGCUGCCGAGACUCCUGCUGCAGAGAAGAAGGAAGAGAAGAAGGAAGAAUCAGAGUCAGAAGACGAUGACAUGGGUUUCGGAUUGUUCGACUAAGGCACACGUAUUCACAUUACGUGUACAUAAACAUGUGUCUGAAACUGUCAAAUAUUUGAAUCCAAUUUUGGAUCAUUUUAUAAAUGCUUGUUUUCUGACAUCAAAAUAAAAUGAAAUUGAAACGA
Messenger RNA from Wasmannia auropunctata (little fire ant), 1203 nucleotides. It is a transcript of the gene RpLP0, whose product is annotated as 60S acidic ribosomal protein P0. The transcript is spliced from 5 exons. Gene Ontology annotation, biological process: cytoplasmic translation; ribosome biogenesis; ribosomal large subunit assembly. Gene Ontology annotation, cellular component: cytosolic large ribosomal subunit. Gene Ontology annotation, molecular function: structural constituent of ribosome; large ribosomal subunit rRNA binding. Bases 125 to 1078 code for a protein of 317 amino acids. The record is from RefSeq and is a predicted model, not a curated record. NCBI's taxonomy places the organism in Eukaryota, Metazoa, Arthropoda, Insecta, Hymenoptera, Formicidae.